Gossypium raimondii (Peruvian cotton) is the source of this 1563-nucleotide messenger RNA. RefSeq lists its product as uncharacterized. Bases 1 to 1563 code for a protein of 520 amino acids. Lineage: Eukaryota; Viridiplantae; Streptophyta; Magnoliopsida; Malvales; Malvaceae. The record is from RefSeq and is a predicted model, not a curated record. The transcript has 6 exons.
AUGGGAGAACAUGCUAAAAUAUUUCCUGGGUUUUGGCCAUACGGUGAUCAAGUAAUUCUUGGUUGCAUUCACAAGGUUGGCCUUGGACGCUUCAAAGGAUUGGUCUCAACAACUGCUUUUCUUUUCCUCUUUUCCUUCGUUCUUAUUGCAGCCUUGUUUAAUUGGAUGCAAAUUCCUAUCAUACAAGGUUCUCCAUUAGCCCAUAUGAGUUUCACCACAAGAAGUACCAAAAAGCACCACGAAAGGGUUGAAUUCCCUCUCAAUUGCUCCGUCGCAGCUUUACAAGGAAAAAAAUGCCCGAACAAGUACCCGUCGGUCUUUGAACCUGACGAAUCAUCAACCGAGACUUGCCCGGACUAUUUCCGAUGGAUCCACCAAGAUUUACAGCAGUGGAAAACAUCAGGCAUUACCGAAGACAUGAUUGAAAGGGGAAAGGCAAGUGCACAUUUUAGACUUGUCAUUGUUGGGGGCAAUGUUUAUGUUGAAAAAUAUACCAGACCAUAUCAAACAAGGGAUGUGUUUACCAAAUGGGGCAUUUUGCAACUUUUAAGGUUGUACCCUGGUAAAGUACCAGAUUUGGACCUAUUGUUCUACAGUGGAGAUGAGACGAAGAUCAUGAGAAGUGAUUACCAAGGUCCUAAUUCUACAUUAGCACCGCCGUUGUUUCAUUAUUGUGGAUCCGAGGAAAAUUUGGACAUUGUCUUCCCUGAUUGGACCUUCUGGGGAUGGGCUGAAGUUAAUAUAAUGCCAUGGGAGGACAUGUUGAGGGCAAUAAAGAAAGGGAGAAAGAGGACCAAGUGGGAACAAAGGGAACCUUAUGCCUUUUGGAAGGGUAACCCUCACGUUGCUAAAAAUAGGCUUGACCUUAUGAAAUGUAACCUUUCAGAUCAAUAUGACUGGAAUGUUCGACUCUAUUACAAGAAUUGGAGUAAAGUAGUUGAUGAAGGGUUCAAUAAUUCUAAAUUGGAAGAUCAAUGCACCUACAGAUACAAGAUUUAUAUAGAAGGAUCAACAUGGUCCGUAAGUAAGAAAUACAUACUAGCAUGUGAUAGCAUGACAUUGAUGAUAAAGCCCCGAUACUUUGAUUUUUUCUCGAGAAGCAUGGUGCCAAUGCAGCAUUAUUGGCCCAUACGCCGCCAAGACAAAUGCAGAGACCUUAAAUUCGCCGUUGAAUGGGGCAAUAAUCACACUCAACAGGCACAGGACAUAGGGAAGGCAGGGAGCAAAUUCAUCGAAGAGAUUCUAACGAUGCGGAACGUAUACGAUUACAUGUUUCACUUGUUGAACGAAUACUCAAAGCUAUUGAAGUACAAACCGACGGUACCUUCGAAAGCUCGAAGGAUAUGUGUCGAAUCAACGGCGUGCAAGCAAAAAGGUGUAUGGAAGGAGUUCUUGUUUCAAUCCUUGGUGAAGUCACCAAGCAAUAAGCCUCCAUGUGAGUUGCCUCCUCCAUAUGAACCUCAAGCUAUUCAAGCUUCAAUGGACAAAAUAGACAACAUAGACAAGCAAGUGGAGAAUUGGGGGAAUGUAUAUUGGAAUAAGCUAAAUGAUACCAAUCAAUAG